UGACAUCAUUUGUGUUUCUGUAAGAAGGAGUUGUGUGUCCUGGAUCAGAUCUAGUGGGCUUCAUGUGAAGAUGAUACAAUGGAGACCUGUGAGAGCAUGCCCUCUGGAAAUCAGCAGAACGGGAACCAUGGAGAGCCAGCUGUAACAAAGCCUGUCAUGGAAAGCACAACCCAAGUGAAAACUCUAAAGACCUUCUCUUCCUUCCAGCAGGCUGAUCAUUCUGAACCUCUAACCUCAGAAUCAAAUAAAAAAACUGAGUGUUCUGACUGUGGGAGAAUUUGCAAGUGCCACACACAGUUAGACAUAGAUGCCAAGCUCCACAAAGGAGACAGAUGCAUCGAAUGUGGAAACAGUUUAAGUCCGUGUGAUCAUCUACACUCACACCCAAAAAUGCACACAGAAGAGAAGCCAUACAAAUGCAUGGAAUGUGGAAAGAGCUUCCAGCUGAGUGGAACCCUUCGUGACCAUCAAAGGACCCACACAGGGGAGAAGCCACAUAAAUGCAUGGAAUGUGGAAAGUGCUUCAGGAAGAGCGGAGGGCUUUGUUGCCAUCAGAGGACCCACACAGGGGAGAAGCCAUAUAAAUGCAUGGAAUGCGGGAAGAGCUUCAGUCAGAAUAGGACAUAUAUGAAUCAUAUCAAGAUUCACACAGGGGAGAAGCCAUAUCAAUGCAUGGAAUGUGGGAAGUGCUUCAGGGAGAGUGGAAACCUUCGUGAGCAUCAAAGGACCCACACAGGGGAGAAGCCAUAUACAUGCAUGGAAUGUGGGAAGUGUUUCAGGAAGAGUGGAAAUCUUCGUUGCCAUCAGAGGACCCACACAGGGGAGAAGCCAUAUAAAUGCAUGGAAUGCGGAAAGAGCUUUAGUGAUAAUCAAACAUGUACGAGUCAUGUAAGGAUUCACACAGGGGAGAAGCCAUACAAAUGCAUGGAAUGUGGAAAGAGCUUCACUCAGAGGGCACAUCUGCGUGGCCAUCGAAGGACUCACACGGGAGAAAAACCAUAUCAAUGUAUAGAAUGUGGAAAGAGCUUUGGUGACGGUGUACAACUUCGUAUGCAUCAGAGAAUACACACAGGGGAAAAGCCAUAUAAAUGCUUGGAAUGUGGAAAAAGUUUUGGUUGGAGUAAUGUUCUGAGUUACCACCAAAGAGUACAUGCAGGGGAGCAGCCAUACAAAUGCAUGGAAUGUGGAAAGAGCUUCCAUGAUAUUUCAACGUACCAUAAACAUCUAAGGACACACACAGGAGAAAAACCAUAUAAAUGUAUAGAAUGUGGAAAGAGCUUUUGUGAUGGUGCACAACUUCGUAGGCAUCAAGUAACGCACACUGGGGAAAAGCCAUAUAAAUGCAUAGAGUGUGGAAAGAGUUUCGGUUGGCGUCAAAAUCUGCGUAGCCAUCAAAGAAUACACACCGGGGAGAAGCCAUACAAAUGCAUGGAAUGUGGAAAGAGCUUCACUCAGAGGGCACAUCUGCAUGGCCAUCAAAGGAGUCACACAGGAGAAAAACCAUAUCAAUGUAUAGAAUGUGGAAAGAGCUUUGGUGGUAGUGCACAACUUUGUAUGCAUCAAACAACACACACGGGACAAGCCAUAUAAAUGCAUGUAAUGUGGCGUUUUGGAGUAAUGCUCUGAGUUACCAUCAAAGAAUACACACAGGAGAGGAUCCAUACAAAUGCAUGGAAUGUGGAAAAAGCUUUAGUUAUGGAACAUAUAAUAAUCAUCAUCUAAGGACC
This is a messenger RNA of Anolis sagrei ordinatus, 1727 nucleotides long. RefSeq names its product zinc finger protein 665-like. The record is from RefSeq and is a predicted model, not a curated record. Gene Ontology annotation, biological process: regulation of DNA-templated transcription. Lineage: Eukaryota; Metazoa; Chordata; Lepidosauria; Squamata; Anolidae. Gene Ontology annotation, molecular function: RNA polymerase II cis-regulatory region sequence-specific DNA binding; DNA-binding transcription factor activity, RNA polymerase II-specific.